AGCCUUUGCACCGCUGCUCAAGUACAAAGUUUUAGCAAAUAAUGGCACAGCAGAAUCCAAACCCAACUAACUUUACCUCAAGUUCUGUGGUGAUGCAUAUUUUAUUGAUUAUCAUCUUUGUAAGACUAGUCAAUAUAUGCAAAAACCUGCCUAACCCUUUAAAAUAAUAACCUCAACAGUACAAAGCAGUAAAGUCCAAAACAAGGCACACCAUCAUCAUUAAUUUACUUAAAUGCUUUAAAGCUACAAUAUGUGGUCUUCAUUCUGCUGUGGGGAUAUUCAUGUGUCAUACUGUGAUGAGGCUGAGGCAACAAAGUGCUGCUCAUGAAUGCCAGAUCAGGUGUAGGUGUGACUGUCUCUGGUUCAGAGAUGACCUGACACCGAUGCCAGGAUUGAAUAUCGGGUCAAAGCCUGCGGGGUGAAAUGUGGCAUCGCUGUCAAAAAACUUUUUCAAAAACUCAAUCCAAAUCCAACAGCCACCCGUAACAUGACAGACAUCACAAGAAAAGCUUCAGAGCUGCACCUUUAUGCUGUAACUAGACAGAAAGAGAGAACAAACCACAGGCUGUUGAGCUGCUGUUUAUUAUGAGCACCAGUGAUCCAGUAUGAUAAUGUCACAUACUGGGCUGCCUCCCAGAGAAGGUUUAAAGUCAGAUGCAAGAACUAUUCCUACUAAAACCUGAUAUCUAAAAUAUUUAACACCUCCAGAGUUGUCCAAUGACUUGCUGGGUUAAGCUCUGUUGUUCUUGUGUGACAACUGUAGACUGGAGCUAAGAUAAAGUACGUUCACUAACAAAAACAGCUCAGACUCAGUGUCAAUAUCGGUCAAGUCUCCGUCACUAAUGCUGAAAAAAACACUCAGGUCAUGGUUAAGAUGAUAAAGAUCGCUGUAGUCCAAACAUCCCAGCUAAACUGAGCAGUGUUUAGGAGCUGGCUCUGUGGGACAUAAACAGCUCUACUUAUUUACUCUGAAAAUGUGAAGCAACACUAUGAGGUGUGGAUGAAAACUGUGGAAAAAUCCAGUGAGUGGACACUAACUGGGUUUAGAUCUGGUGACCAAUAAGCACAGGUAGAGAAACCUAUCAGAUGGCUGGAGCUGAAUUUAUCUGACACCUUUCUUGGCUUAGUGUUAGCAGAGAAUCUUCCUUUCACUUCUUAAAACUGUUACUUGAAUUUAUGGUUUAAAAAAGGUGAUUGUUGUGUGCUUAUUCUGAACUUUUUGUGUAACAUUUUCCAGCUUUCUUCAUUCUCCAUUCAUACAAACACGUGCAGAUCCUCCUGAUAGCUCUGUCUUCAUGUUUAUGACCAAAAAAAGCCCCGAGGCCUGCGUCUUGGCCCGGUCACGUGGUCUCUAACCCGUCACCCUCCCUCCCCUCCUUUAACUCCCCCCUUUCACUUCCCCUCUCUCCGAACACGCGCGUGCUCGGAGGCCUGAGAGCAGCAUAAAACUGAGGACAUAAAUCAGACUCCCAUAAAUAAUGGCCGUACUUCCCUUUACAUCUCCGUUGGACUAACAGACAAUAAAAACACCAAUAAGCAGAGAUUGGAUCUAAUUUAUAGCCUCAUAAAAACAGAUGGAGAGCUCGGCUCGGCUUCAGACACUCCUGAAAAGAGUACAGCUAUUUCUGUAGAGCGCGUUCACAGCCAGGUACACAGAGGAGAGCUCACAAAGUCUAAGUGCUGUUUCAUAAGGAGGCAGUUUAGGUGUAAGAUUAGUCGGGAAAUCUGUCAGACUAGCUGUAUGUUAGGCGUGGAUUUACCAUCCAGUAUCGAUCAAAUACUAUUAUUAUUAUAGUAAAUAUAAAUAUAAUUACACACGUACUGCUGCCAGUAGAAAUAAUACAAAAAUCUCGGUCAUUAGUGAACUAAGCACAACGAAAAUAUUAUUAAAAAUAUAUUAUGUUGUAUUAUAUAUUAUUACGUAACACCUAAAGCUCCCUCUUGUUUCCCUUUGUUUUCUUUAUUAUUGUUAUUCUGAGUUGUGCAUUUCUUUAUUUUUUUACUUAGACUAAUCAAAAGCUAAAACAACAGUAGUUAGUGAUCCUAUUCUUAAUUAAGUAAAAUUUAAAUGUUCGUACUAGGAAAAAAAUGCAUGCCCUGCUAUUAUCAGUACCGCCUAAAUAAAUUUAAAUUUAACUGAAAAGAAUAGAAUAUAAUUUUAAAUAAAAUAAAGUUACUAAUCCCAGUCUCCAGUCGACCAAUCCAUGCGCUCCACGUCUGCACUGCAACGACAAAAACACUUUCUGCUCUCCAACAAAACUCCCAAUAAACUCCACAGCAAUUUAUUUAAAAAAAUAUACAGAUUUUUACGAGUAAAAUAUAAAAUAAAAAGAGAAGGAAGAUGAGAAAUCACAGCGGCUGAUGCUGCAGCUCAGUCAGCUGCUCGUGUUUUCUGUGUGGGCUUGUGUUUGCUGUGCGCUCGGCCUUUCUGCUACGCUCAAUGGCUCCCACUCCCACACACAUUUCUGCCUUUUCUGCCUCUUUCUCAGAGCCUGGGGGUGAAACUAAACGGCAUGAGAACGAGAGGGAGAAAAGAGAGCGAGCGAAACUGCUUAGAUCCAUUUGUCGCUGGUAUCUGAGUGUUUUUUAAAUAAUUUAAACAGAUAAAAUGCUUCACCGUGACGCGCUAGUGUGUGUUUCUGCUGCGCGUAAAAAUAAUAAAACGCGUCGAAUCGUAGAACUGAAAGCAGAGAGGCAAAGGGAGUGAGGCUGGAGCUUUUUCUUGUUAUUUAGGGAGAGAGAGGGGCUGCUGUCAGCCUCUUUGCAGGGAGAGAAAGAUUGAUCACCGCACUUCUUUUUUUCCCACUCGGGGCUCUCCGGGCCCUCCCCAAAAUACCCUCUGCUAAACUGCAGAGUUUUUGAUCUUUAUAAAAAUCUACAUGUGCAGAGGCUGAAGGCCACUCAGCACAGUAUCACUUUCUAUUAGGAUUCACAUAGCUGCUCCUGUAGUAUUAUUUUUAUCAUAAGGUAGAACAGGAGGCCCGGGGAGCUCUCUUUUUUUUCCAGCUGCACAGAACGACCUCGCUGUGAACUCUCUCUCUGCGUAAACACACCGAACAUUUUUAACACAUCACACUGGUGGGAGAGGGUGAGAGAGGAACCCUGGUAUCUUGCAAGAAGGACUUUGGAGGCUAUUUUAGGAUGAGAGUAUAUUUAGACAAAAAAAUAGGUUGCUGUCUUCCUCAGACGCACGCACAAGGAUGGAUCAUAAAUACGCAAAGAAGCCUGGAAAUACAAAAAUCGUAGACUUACACACGCACAGGUCCCCCCUCUCUGCCUCUCCUCAAACCUAAGCUUCAGUCUGUCUGUUAGAAACCAAACUGCUCCAUCUGUACUACCGCUGAGUAGAAAUCUCCAUCAUCCUCUCCUCCUGAGCUGCUGCGCCAUCUAAAACCCUCUCCAAGUUUUCUGCGCCUAAGUUGGGGAUUUUUCAGCCUCUCUGAGAUUAAUGAGCUGAGCGUGUAAACAGCAUUGUGAGUUUCUUUUCCCUGAAGGAGACAUAUUGUAAACGGUUCUGGCCAGCUCCGUUCACCUAAUGUUAGCCGUCAUUACAUCACCCAAAAGACUGGAAAAAAUGUCCGAGAGAUGCUCUAUUGUUUGCGCACAUCAGCGGGCCGGGACGCACCAACCCGUCGCCCACACGGCGCACAUGGCGACCGGCCGCCUUGUCUCUUUUUUUCUCCCCACAUUUUACCCCCCGCAAAGACUAAACAAUAGCAGCUAUCCCCUGAUAUAGCCCUUGUUUGCCACAGCUAUUUGGUGGAAAAAUAAUAAUGCUGCUUCCCACAGCUACCACCGCCGCCAGGCCCAGGCCCCCAAUUGGCUGUUUUCGGUCACAUGACCAGGAAUUGGCUGCAAUUUCGCCCCAUAGUUCUUCAGUUUAGCCUACCCAGGUCCCCAUACGCUAGUAAUAUCACCAAUAUACACAAUUAUUAUAUAGCCACCGCAUUUACGCCAUUGCGGUCGGGAGCCUACAUGCUCGUGCGUUUUUUUUCGUUUUAUUUUUUAGGGGGCCAUAUUGUGUUGUGUGCGUGUGCGAGCGUGCGUGCGUGCAUGUGUUUUGUUUUUUUUUUAUUUUGGGGAAGGGAUUGUUCGGGGGUCUCGCCGUUUGAGGCUGAAACCGGUCUGAGGGAGCUAUGAAUUUUGAAUUUGAGAGGGAGAUCGGUUUUAUAAACAGCCAGCCGUCCCUAGCAGAGUGCCUGACGUCCUUCCCCGCCGUCCUGGAGUCAUUUCAAACUUCAUCAAUCAAGGAGUCGACAGUAAUUCCGCCUCCCUUCGAGCACACCAUCCCCAGCCUCAGCCCCUGCACAGCCAGCCAGCCGAGAUCGCCUACUAGGAGCCAGCAGAACCGGAGAACCUCCGCCACUAAUGGCCUCCAGACGCACCACCGAGCCGCCCAGCAGCCCUGCCCGCCCGGCCAAGCCCCUGCCCCGGUCACGGCCACCUCGGCCGGUCCGCUGGCCCACGAGUUCCCCUGGAUGAAGGAGAAGAAGUCAUCCAAGAAGUGCCCCAAGCCUGGGAACAGCUCUAGCGGUGGCGGAUCCAUCAUCCCCCCCGCCUCAUCCUCCCCGUCGCCAACCGCCUCUGGGUACGCUUCGGCGGGCAUCGAGUCACCCACAGAUCCGAGUCAGGCGGGUCUGGACGCCGGAGGAGCCGGGUCCCGCCGGCUGCGCACCGCCUACACCAACACUCAGCUGCUGGAGCUGGAGAAGGAGUUCCACUUCAACAAGUACCUCUGCCGGCCCAGGAGGGUGGAGAUCGCCGCCCUCUUGGAUCUGACCGAGCGGCAGGUCAAAGUUUGGUUCCAGAACCGGCGGAUGAAACACAAGCGGCAGACCACGCACCACCGGGACGGCAGCGGAGGAGGCCACGAGUCCAGCGACCCGGGCGGGUUCGAGCCGCUCGAAGGCGCAGACGCCUCCUCUCCGUACUCAAGCCAGCCGCUGGAAGCAUCUGGCACCGGGGAGGCUGCAGCAGAGGGGGAGCCGGGGGGAGGCAAUCCAUCUUCGGUCGCUGCUUCCACCGCCUACACUAAUGACAGCGGGGACAAUGCACAACCCACGCCGGAGGAGGGAGGCCGUUUGGGCCGUCCCGAACGCCCACCGCUGCCCGGGGCUCCUGGUUCCACGGACUCCCACCACUCUCCGCCGGCUUUCGCCGCGACGAACUCCGCGGACACCGCGGGCCUGAUGCAGCUGAGCGAGGCCGGGCCCGCCGCAGGAGCCGCAGGAGCCGCCGCGUCCGAGGCGUCUUUCCCCGAGCAGCGGGACUCCUCCAUCACCCCCACCGCCUCCUCUGCUCCUCUUGCCGCCUCCUCUUCAUCAUCAUCGGCGCUCUCCGACCUGACCUUCUUCGCCGGGGACCCCUGCCUGUCCCCGAGCCUGCAGAGCUCCCUGGACAGCCCGGUGGAUUUCUCCGAGGAGGACUUCGACCUGUUCACAAGCACAUUGUGCACCAUAGAUCUGCAGCACCUCAACUUCUGAGGCCAACAUAAAACCAGAGAAAUGAGGGAGUGUGUGGACAGGCCUGUGGAUGAACAAUCGAGAGCAGCAGACAAACGGACUCUGUUGUUAAAAAAAAGCAUAAAAGCUUCUCAGCAACAUUCCUGAAACAAUUCUGAAUGAAAAUUAUGUUCAUUUUUAAAUAUUUUUUUUCUUCUUGUUGGUUUUAUUUGUAGUUUGAGAGAUGCGGUUAAUUUUAUUUUUUAAUUUUAAAAAUCAAAAAGGAAUAGUUUUUUUCCCUCGAUCGAAGCGUUGUGGAUUUUUUUUAAAAUCUCCCUUUGUCCAAAUUUUCAGGUAUUUAUUGCCUUUCUUGUUUUUUGAUCGCUUUUUUUCUUUUUGGUAAAACCUUAAAUCCUUAUCAGUGUGUGUGGAUUUGUUUCCUCUUGUCCAUUCUGGUGCAGCUUCGUGGAUCCUUCAUAACUUCUCAGGAACUGUUCACGGAGUCACGGUGCAGAAAAAAGCUGGACUGCUUUCAGAAAAGCUAAACUGAAGAAUGAAUUCAUUCUCUCUCUGAGCGACACAACACGAGAGGGAAGCCCUGCUGACGACCCGAGGUUUAGACCCUACUUUAUUUAUUGAGAUUCUUUAAUAGCGAAAAUCCAAAUUAUUUAUUGUACAUAUAUUUUCAUAGUGGAAUAAUAAUAAUAAUAAUAAUAAUAAAAACACACAAACAUUUA
Amphiprion ocellaris (clown anemonefish) is the source of this 6178-nucleotide messenger RNA. It is a transcript of the gene hoxb2a, whose product is annotated as homeobox B2a. Lineage: Eukaryota; Metazoa; Chordata; Actinopteri; Pomacentridae. The record is from RefSeq and is a predicted model, not a curated record. Bases 4137 to 5483 code for a protein of 448 amino acids. Gene Ontology annotation, biological process: regulation of DNA-templated transcription. The transcript has 2 exons. Gene Ontology annotation, molecular function: DNA binding; DNA-binding transcription factor activity, RNA polymerase II-specific.